UUUACGAAAGUAGCCAGUCCACGUAGAAAGAGAGAGAGAGGCAAAGACUAUAACCUCUUUCUCUCUCCUCUCUCUCGACCCUGCUUCUUCUUCUGGGUGAUCGCCAUUUUGUGUGUUCACUUUGCCUUUUACUUCUAAUCCCACACUCUGAGAGCUCCGGCCUCAUUCCCGACCUUCCGUUCCGUCAUGACCGUCAUGACUCCCGCCCCUAUUGAUCAACCUGAGGACGAGGAGAUGCUUGUUCCACCUUCGGAUUUGCCCGAAAACAAUCACCAGCCCAUGGAAGUUGUUGCACAACCGGAAAAUGCUAAUAAUGUGGAGACCCAGCCAGUAGAAGAUCCUCCUUCGUCCAGAUUUACAUGGAGAAUUGACAACUUUUCUAGGAUGAAUACAAAGAAGCUUUACUCUGACAUAUUUGUUGUUGGUGGCUAUAAAUGGCGUGUGCUUAUUUUUCCCAAGGGAAACAAUGUGGAUCAUUUGUCUAUGUAUUUGGAUGUUGCGGACUCUACAAAUUUGCCAUAUGGCUGGAGUAGAUAUGCACAAUUUAGCUUGGGAGUUAUCAAUCAAGUUCAUAAUAAGUAUUCUGUACGCAAAGACACACAACAUCAGUUCAAUGCACGCGAAAGUGAUUGGGGUUUCACAUCCUUUAUGCCUCUCGGUGAACUAUACGAUCCCAGCAGAGGUUAUCUAGUGAAUGAUGCAGUUAUAAUUGAAGCAGAGGUUCUCGUUCGCAGGGUUGUAGAUUAUUGGACAUACGACUCAAAGAAGGAAACGGGGUUUGUUGGGCUUAAGAACCAAGGAGCUACAUGCUACAUGAACUCUCUCCUGCAGACCCUGUAUCAUAUUCCUUAUUUUAGAAAGGCCGUUUACCAUAUGCCCACAACUGAGAAUGAUUUGCCAUCACAAAGCAUACCAUUGGCUCUCCAGAGUCUAUUUUACAAACUCCAGUACAGUGACAAUAGUGUUGCAACAAAAGAGCUGACAAAGUCUUUUGGAUGGGAUACAUAUGAUUCAUUUAUGCAGCAUGAUGUGCAAGAACUGAAUAGGGUUUUGUGUGAAAAACUUGAAGACAAAAUGAAGGGAACUGUUGUAGAGGGAACCAUUCAGCAGUUAUUUGAAGGUCACCAUAUGAACUACAUCGAAUGCAUUAAUGUGGACUACAAAUCUACGAGAAAGGAGUCAUUUUAUGACCUUCAGCUUGAUGUCAAAGGGUGUCGCGAUGUAUAUGCUUCUUUUGAUAAGUAUGUAGAAGUUGAACGUCUUGAGGGUGAUAACAAGUAUCAUGCUGAACAGAAUGGAUUACAGGAUGCUAAGAAAGGUGUCCUGUUCAUUGACUUUCCCCCUGUGCUUCAACUUCAACUGAAACGGUUUGAGUAUGACUUUAUGCGUGACACCAUGGUGAAGAUUAAUGACCGUUAUGAGUUCCCUUUGCAACUUGACCUUGAUCGAGAGAAUGGAAAAUAUUUAUCACCUGAAGCUGAUAGGAGUGUUCGCAACCUUUACACACUUCACAGUGUAUUGGUACACAGUGGUGGGGUGCAUGGUGGACAUUACUAUGCCUUUAUCAGGCCGACGCUGUCUGAUCAGUGGUACAAAUUUGAUGAUGAGAGAGUAACGAAAGAAGAUAUAAAGAGGGCAUUGGAGGAGCAGUAUGGUGGUGAGGAAGAGCUACCACAGACAAACCCUGGAUUUAACAACACUCCUUUCAAAUUUACAAAAUACUCAAACGCGUACAUGCUGGUGUACAUACGUGAAACUGACAAGGAUAAAAUAAUCUGCAAUGUUGAUGAGAAGGACAUUGCUGAACAUCUACGGGAGAGGUUGAAGAAAGAACAAGAAGAAAAGGAGCACAAGAAGAAAGAGAAGGCAGAGGCACAUCUAUAUACUAUCAUUAAGGUUGCCCGGGACGAGAACCUGCUGGAGCAAAUUGGGAAGGAUAUAUAUUUUGAUCUUGUGGAUCAUGACAAAGUCAAAAGUUUUCGUAUUCAGAAACAGAUGCCUUUCAACCUUUUCAAGGAGGAGGUUGCUAAGGAGUUUGGCAUACCAGUGCAAUUUCAGCGGUUUUGGCUGUGGGCAAAGCGUCAAAAUCAUACAUAUCGUCCAAACCGUCCAUUGACACCUGUGGAGGAAACACAAUCUGUUGGACAGUUGAGGGAGGUAUCAAACAAGGUUCAUAAUGCAGAACUGAAGUUGUUCUUGGAAAUAGAGCUUGGACUGGAUUUACACCCUAUUGCUCCACCUGACAAGACAAAGGAUGACAUCCUGCUUUUCUUUAAGCUUUAUGAGCCUGAAAAAGAAGAACUACGUUAUGUUGGAAGGCUUUUCGUGAAGAGUACUGGUAAGCCAGCUGAAAUCUUGUCGAAAUUAAAUGAAUUGGCUGGCUAUGCCCCUGAUGAGGAGAUCGACCUCUAUGAGGAAAUCAAGUAUGAGCCCACUGUCAUGUGUGAACCCAUCGACAAGAAAUUCACAUUUCGAGCCAGCCAGCUUGAGGAUGGAGACAUUGUUUGCUUUCAAAAACCAAAUCCAGAUGAAAAUCAGUUCCGCUAUCCAGACGUCCCGUCUUUUCUGGAUUUUGUGCACAAUCGUCUUGUUGUUCAUUUCCGAUCAUUCGAGAAACCCAAAGAGGAUGAUUUCAGCUUAGAAUUGUCAAAACUUCAUACCUAUGAUGAUGUUGUGGAGCGAGUAGCUCAACAACUUGGGUUGGACGACCCAUCCAAAAUUAGGCUCACCUCACAUAACUGUUACUCCCAGCAACCCAAACCUCAGCCAAUUAAGUACCGUGGGGUAGAGCGUUUGACUGAUAUGCUGGUUCACUACAAUCAGACUUCAGAUAUAUUGUAUUAUGAAGUAUUGGAUAUCCCUCUGCCUGAAUUACAAGGUUUGAAAACCCUGAAAGUUGCAUUUCAUCAUGCUACCAAGGAUGAAGUGGUUAUUCACACCAUAAGGCUGCCAAAACAGAGCACUGUGGGGGAUGUAAUCAAUGAUCUUAAAACUAAGGUUGAAUUGUCUCAUCCGGAUGCAGAACUUAGGUUGCUUGAAGUUUUCUAUCACAAGAUAUACAAGGUCUUUCCCCAAAGUGAAAAGAUCGAAAACAUAAAUGACCAAUACUGGACGCUACGUGCUGAAGAGGUCCCAGAGGAAGAGAAAAAUCUUGGUCCUAAUGACCGUGUAAUUCAUGUCUACCACUUCACUAAAGACACUGCUCAGAAUCAAAUGCAAAUUCAAAACUUCGGAGAACCUUUUUUCCUGGUUAUACGUGAAGGUGAGACCUUGGAUGAAAUUAGAGUUCGAAUACAGAAGAAAUUACAGGUUGCGGAUGAGGAAUUUGCGAAGUGGAAGUUUGCAUUUCUUUCGCUAGGUCGCCCGGAGUACCUUCAGGACACUGAUAUUGUUUCUAGUCGGUUCCAGAGAAGAGAUGUUUAUGGUGCUUGGGAGCAGUAUCUUGGGUUGGAGCACUCUGACAGUACACCUAAAAGAUCUUAUGCAGCUAAUCAGAAUCGCCAUACAUAUGAGAAGCCAGUAAAAAUCUACAACUAAGAUGCAGUGUGCUGACUGGACUUUCUUCAUUUCAGAGAUGAAUUGGGUGAUCCUCUACAUCAUUUGGCUGUAGAAGUUGGGAAGUGGUGAAACGCAACUGUAUAGCUCGGAAGCUGUCAGCAAGGUUUGGUGAGUUGAUUUUGUUGUCUAUGUAAUUCUUUAUCCCAGUUUGUGGUUGGGGAGGACUUAUCCGUAGAUCAGUGUUUAUCUCCAACCAUUGGUCAAAGCCUCUAUUGUGUUUUUACAACUUUUCUGGAGGUUCUUCCUUUGGUUGACAAGGCAAUGGCCUUCAUCAAGCAGUUCAGUGUAACUUUAACAGUAAAUAAACAGGAUUUUUGAACUAGUUAAUGUAUACAGGGUAUAGUUUGGUCUUUCUCCAUGUUUGGUUGUUCUGUUCAGUUUAGGUAGGGAGAUGGGGUUGUCCAUCAAUUAGUUCCUAAACAUAUGUUUUGUAAAAGUGACUUCUGAGGUACUGCCAUUGAUGGCUAUUCUUAAUUUUCACUGUGUAGUACAUAGAUACACUUUUUCUGCAGAAAGGUUUGUAUUUCAGCUCGUCACCUACC
Messenger RNA from Fragaria vesca subsp. vesca, 4100 nucleotides. Its product is annotated as ubiquitin carboxyl-terminal hydrolase 12-like. Gene Ontology annotation, molecular function: protein binding; cysteine-type deubiquitinase activity; cysteine-type endopeptidase activity. Bases 187 to 3537 code for a protein of 1116 amino acids. Gene Ontology annotation, cellular component: nucleus; cytosol. NCBI's taxonomy places the organism in Eukaryota, Viridiplantae, Streptophyta, Magnoliopsida, Rosales, Rosaceae. The record is from RefSeq and is a predicted model, not a curated record. Gene Ontology annotation, biological process: protein deubiquitination; regulation of protein stability. The transcript has 32 exons.